CAUAAAAUAAUUGACGAAACUGGAAUUUUUAUAUAAAAUAGAUAUAUACGACAGAGAUCGCUUUUAUACUUUCGUUCCCACUCGUUUGUUUUGUUCUGAAGAACAAUAACGUAUUUCUUGGUGUAUGGUACAUAGUUAUUUAUUUUUUCAGGGUAUCAGAGACUUUUCCAAAAUAGGCCACUACGACAGGACGGUGCUUAUGGCCCUACAAGCAGCUGAAACCCCCGUGAGGUACGGUUUGUCCGAGUGGGAGCGCUUGGUCAUAUACAAGACCCCACAAAGCUUCGAAGAUGACGACUUGCCCAAAGAUCCUCGUCAGUGGACCCGCGACGACGUCGCCCAAUGGCUCAGGCACGUCACCUCCCUGCACAAACUACCGGAAGUGCCCCCCUCCAGGUUCCUGAUGAACGGGAAAGCGCUGUGCCUGAUGUCCCCCAGCAUGUUCCUGAGCAGGGUACCUCUUGGAGGCAAGCUCCUCUACAAAGACUUUCAGCUGAGAUUGUGCGCUGCGAUGUACUCCAGAACUUAAAAUAAUAAGUGACAAAGUGGGUCAUAAUUUUUGGGGAGCGGUGUAUCUAGGGUGUAUAAGCUGCGCGACAGUGUUUAGAACUGGGAAGUUACCAAAUUUAAGUAUUAUGUUUCUACCACGUCACGACAGUUCGGUUGGUUCCUACAAUAGAGAUAAGAAAAAAAAUAAAUAAAACUUCACCUUAGUCUCCAUCUACCUCAUUUCCGUUAGUUUUUGUAUGGCAGCGUUGGUUCUGGGAUGGUGAAUAGUAUUAGCGAUACCAAAUGUGUGGUACGAAGUAGAAAGUUGGACUGAGCGUUGUUUUUGUAAUAUAUGUUUUGAUUUUGUAUAUUUUCCUGCUAGUCAUGUAAAUAAAUAAUUGUGUAAUUAAAAGAGCUAUUACGAA
Messenger RNA from Anoplophora glabripennis (Asian longhorned beetle), 914 nucleotides. RefSeq names its product SAM pointed domain-containing Ets transcription factor (gene edl). Lineage: Eukaryota; Metazoa; Arthropoda; Insecta; Coleoptera; Cerambycidae. The record is from RefSeq and is a predicted model, not a curated record. The coding region runs from base 125 to 529 and encodes 134 amino acids. Gene Ontology annotation, molecular function: sequence-specific DNA binding. The transcript has 2 exons.